This is a messenger RNA of Penicillium riverlandense, 1074 nucleotides long. RefSeq names its product maleylacetate reductase. Gene Ontology annotation, molecular function: alcohol dehydrogenase (NAD+) activity; 2-(3-amino-3-carboxypropyl)histidine synthase activity; metal ion binding. The record is from RefSeq and is a predicted model, not a curated record. The coding region runs from base 1 to 1074 and encodes 357 amino acids. Gene Ontology annotation, cellular component: mitochondrion. NCBI's taxonomy places the organism in Eukaryota, Fungi, Ascomycota, Eurotiomycetes, Eurotiales, Aspergillaceae. Gene Ontology annotation, biological process: protein histidyl modification to diphthamide. The transcript has 2 exons.
AUGGACGCCUUCGAGUACAACCCCAACCCCGGCCGUGUCGUCUUCGGCAGCGGCACGCUCCAAAAACUGCCCGAUGAGAUCGCCCGGCUGCAACUAAAAGCGCCGCUGGUGCUGUCCACACCACAGCAGAUCAGCCAGGCCGAGAGCGUCAAGGCCGUGCUCAAGGGCCAGGUCGCGGGAAUUUUCAGCGAGGCGACCAUGCACACCCCGACCCAUAUCACGGACAAGGCCCUCGAGUAUGCCAAGGCGCAGGGCGCCGACUCGGUCGUCUCCAUUGGCGGCGGUAGCACCAUUGGUUUGGGCAAAGCGAUCAGUAUCCGCACGGGCUUGCCGCAUAUUUGUAUUCCCACGACCUAUGCCGGCAGCGAGAUGACCCCGAUUCUGGGGGAGACAGCCGACGGCCUGAAGAAGACUCGCUCCGACCCAAAGAUCCUGCCGGGGACGGUCAUCUACGAUGUCGACUUGACAAUGACUCUGCCGGCGGCGAUGAGUGCUACUAGCGGUGUCAACGCGAUCGCGCACGCGGUUGAGGCUCUCUACGCCCGUAACACCAAUCCGAUCAUCAACAUGAUGGCCAUUGAGGGCACGCGGGCGCUAGCCUCCGCUCUCCCCGAGAUUGUCGAAAACCCAUCCUCCCAGUCCGCACGUUCCAAGGCCCUAUACGGCGCCUGGCUAUGCGGAACCUGCCUAGGCAGCGUGGGCAUGUCCAUCCAUCACAAACUGUGCCACACGCUCGGCGGCAGCUUCAACCUUCCCCACGCGGAGACACACACCGCCGUCCUGCCGCAUGCUAUCUCCUACAAUGCCCCUAACGUCGCGGAAGCCAUGAAGCAACUGGCUGAUGCGCUUCCCGAUAGCAAUGGCGAUGCCAUCCACGGGCUGAAUGUCCUUCUGACCAAGCUCAAGGUCAAGCGCGGAUUGAAGGACUUUGGGAUGAAGGAGGAGGAUGUUGAUAAGGCGGCUGAUAUUGCUGUUUCGAAUCCGUACUGGAAUCCUCGUGCCAUUGAGCGGGCGCCCAUUCGUGAGUUGAUCCGGCGGGUCUGGGCCGGUGAGCCGGCGCGGGCGGAUCUGUAA